Messenger RNA from Chilo suppressalis (striped riceborer), 730 nucleotides. The record is from the annotation of a GenBank genome assembly. Lineage: Eukaryota; Metazoa; Arthropoda; Insecta; Lepidoptera; Crambidae.
AAACACGAAAGAAAGAAAUGUCAUAAAGUUUUGUGUUGAGUUGAGAGAAAUCUAUCCAAUUUUGCUUAAUUGCUGUGUGUGUUUGUCAAAGUUAUUCGAGUGGAGAUCACUUUUCUAACUUUUUAUAUAAAAUUUCAUUCCUUGAAUUGAAAUGGAGAAACCUACCGUGACUGACCAACCUCCCCCAUAUUCCGCAACAGUUCCUCCAGGUUCUCCACCACAGCCUGCACCCAAUACUGCGUACCCACCUCCGCCGCCCGGCUACACUCCAUAUGGGCCACCACCCCCACCCCCUGCAACCGCAUUCGUCCCCAACUACGGUGCUACCAACAUCAUCAUAACACCGCCCAUCGUAACAGUCGGUGCCUGCCCAGCUUGCCGCGUCGGCAUCUUAGAAGACGACUUCACUUGCCUCGGUAUACUCUGUGCUAUUUUAUUCUUUCCAUUGGGCAUACUGUGCUGUCUUGCAUUGAAGAAUAGGAGAUGCUCUAACUGUGGAGCUAUGUUUGGUUAAAUUUUACGAAGUUUAAUUUUGCAAGUUAACUUUGAGUUAUCAGAAGGAUUUAGAGGGAUAAGUGCUAUAAUAUGAAUUAUACAUGCCUGACAAAAAAAUCGAAUUUAUGCUGUGAAAAUAUUAUAACGUAAUGAUUUAAUCAAUAGUGCAGCUGAAAUUAAAAAAAAAAUUGAAUUAAGAUGUUUUCCACAUUUUUAAGUAUGCUCAUUCACAAAC